ACCACGCACACCGACGGGCCAGUGAACGCAGCGACAGCGGUACAAGCAACGGGGGAGGAGAGGCAAGGAGAGUGGAAGCAACAACAAGACAAAAAAAAAAAGGCAUAUCUGCUUCUGGCCGCCUUGAUGAGUUGGCAUGCAUAGCCUUUGGCCCUGUUGUUUUACAUGCUCCAAUACACCAACAGAGCGGCCUUUUCCCCCUCCCUCAAUCUCUCACGGCUUGCCCGUUGCUCGAGACACUGGCAUACAGCGCAGCGCCCCCCUGCUCGUCCGCCGUCCAAUCUGCGUCGUCCACGAGAGCUGGCACGCCAUGCCAACGCAUCACAGGGCCCCAAUCGGCCCCCUUGGCCAACCCAGCGAGCUUCAACCAGCAUCAACCCACACCGUCUGCUACACCACAUCCUUCUCCAUUCACAAUUUCCGCCUCCAGGGGGCCAAUCGUCAACUACCAGACUGUUUCUCUCCUGCCACUCUCCUGCAGCAGCCUUUGAGGUACCGACCGCCAGCCCAGCCGUUAAUUACCCCCCAAAACCGUCUAGAGGAGGCCGGCAGACCGUCCCCCGAAUGCCACCCGAAUGCCACCCGAAUUCCACACCGCAAAACGGUCAGCUCGUCUACCCGCGCGCCGGAUGGGUUGCAUUCUAUGUUCCUGUCCACAUCAUUCGCUACUUUCGCUGCAUCGUGUACAACUUUCUCGUACCCAUUCGGCAACGUACGAAAACCUUCACGAUCUUGUGUUCGUCCGCUACCCAGCAAGUAGCCGUCCUCGUUCCCACUGUACGAGGUAUCAACUACUACGACUGGGCUAUUUGGUCUUGAUGUUACUGGUAGUCCAUCCUACAACCCUCCAAGGCUGUCGCGCUGGUAUCUAGGCUUCCCUAGUUAUAGUUCACCAGCUUCGCACGAGGUGCACCUCGACAACAAGACCGGAGCGCCCAUUUCAAACAUCACGCAUUUUCUGUCAUCCACAAUGACCAGAGCGGGAUUUUGGG
Molecule: messenger RNA, 992 nt
Organism: Colletotrichum phormii
Lineage: Eukaryota; Fungi; Ascomycota; Sordariomycetes; Glomerellales; Glomerellaceae
Exons: 1
Coding region: 166-819 (217 amino acids)
Source: RefSeq, a predicted model, not a curated record